ACUUUUGCAUUUCAUUUCAUGACUUUAAAACCACAUGUGCUAUGGAUUUGUUAUUGUUUAGUCGGUGCGGAAGCUAUUGCAUAUUAUAUUCUUUGCAUGGUAGACAAACUGUUUAGUGUUCACAUAAUAUACUUGUAAUUUGACGUGAUGAGCUUCUGUACAUUGAAUGAUCGUAAGUCCCAAUCGUAAUAUUAUAACCUAUAAAUUUGACAAGCUGCAGUGAAGUCCAACGUUCAAACGGGUUGUCAUUUCUGUACACUUCGCGACGAAACUCAAGGUUACUUUUCCGUGUAAAAUAUCUGCUAGUAAAUCACGAUGAUGAAAUGAGUUUCUUCAGAAUGCAAUUGUUGACUUCGUUCUGUAAUCCAGGACUAUGAGUUCCUAGACUUAUCUGAUGUGAAGGACGCGGAUUUAAACACCCUGCAGUGCGCCCUGUACGACCGCAUACCCGACAUCUCGGCCACUGCUCUCGCCGGUGGUUGGAACGAAUCUACUAUAGGAUUUUGAUGGCAGCAGAUCCGUCUUCCUGUUCGUCGAGCACGGCGGGCGCCCCGACCGUGUCGAGCAGCGUGGACAGUCUGUCGGGCGGCGAGUGCGACAUGGCGCCCCACUCGCCGGCGCGCGCCCCGCCGCAGCACGCGCCGCCGCCGUACGCGCAGCCGCCGCCCGCCUACCCGCCGCCGCACCACCACCAGUGGCCCGUGGCGCCGCCCAACGUCUACGUCAGCCAGGUCACGGCCAACGUCAACGUGCACGGCUACAUGGGCCAGUAUUACCAGCCGCAGCCGCAGUACCCGCCGGCGCCCGAGCGCGCGGCCCGCGCCCCGCGCCGCGACCGCCGCGGCAAGCGCCCGCCGUCCCCGCCGCCGCAGCCGCCGCCUUACUACCUCCAGUACCCGCAGUACUACCCCGCCGCGCAGGCGCAGGGCGCGCCGCUCUACCACCUGCCCGUGUACCAGCCCCUCGUCUACGGACCCUAUGCGUACCCGCCCUAUUACCCUGAGUACCCCAUGCCCGUCGAAGGUGAAGCCGACAAGGGUCCCGAGGAAUACCCUCAAGAGGUUGUUAUGGAGCAAGAGGCCGUAGACGCUUACUACGCGAGUGCCCACUACGCUGCACCGCCGUACGGUCCGCCCGUAGAGGGUGGCGUGGAGUAUAUGCCACCGAUGUACCUUCCUCCUCCGCCCCACCCGCCGCCAGUACCCAUGCAGCAGCAGCAACAACCACCUCCACAGACCACGCCCCAUCAGUUUAACGUGCACGCUAAAAAUUUCGUGCAGGGUCAAAAUCAAAACAAAAAUUAUACACAACAAGAUAAGAGUCAGGAACAGAAGCCCAUGCCUGCACCACCUACAGCAUCAGCCACGGCUGCAUCAGUAGAAUCCUUACCUCUAAAAGACCUUAAAAUCGGCAAAGGUCCCGGCAGUCCUAAACAAUCGGAUCGUGUCAACGAUUCGGGUCAAGCCAAGCUGUCACCAGUCGAAAAAGUUACAACAGCGCCAAAGACUGAAACCACGAAGUCAUGGAAUGCUGCGGAAUCUAAAUCUGAACAGCCGAUUGCAGCCCAAUCACCAGCAAACAAAUCUUUCCCUCCAUCAGCACCACCCACUAAUCAAAUGCCUACAAAUAAGAUUCCACCCGCAGUACCGAAGCCCAGCAAGGGGCCCGCUGCUCCGUUUUCGGGUGGCAAGCAGCCUGCUAAACCUGUGGUGCCGCAGACAGUGGUACCGGUGCAACAAGCCGCUUCCACUCCGAAAGCACCUUUCGGUAGCCGACAGAAGCGUGAUGGACCUGCUAAUCGCUCUCCGUCUAACGACAACAAUGAAAGUUCUGAUCGGAACGCGCCCACUAACGAUCACGCCAAACGUGAACCUCCAUUGCCUCCCAGUAAGGCACCGAUGCCGAUCUCUAUCACGUUGCAUUCUGCCGGGCCACCGCUCAUCGUCAGCAACAAGGCUCCGUUCGGUCACUCGCGCAAAGGUGGCGCCGCACCUGACCCCCCUCCGGCCCCCGCGCCCCCGCCGCCCGCGCCCACCGCGUCCGACUUCCCACCGCCCCCCACCCCGCGCAACCAGCCCGCGCCGCCGCCCGCGCUGCCGCCGGCGCCGCAGCCCGCGCCCGGCAAGUCGUGGGCGAGCUUGUUCUCCAACAAGUCCAGCGGCGCUCCAGCCCCCGCGCCCGCCGCUCUGCCAGCGCCCGAGGACCCGCCCAGCCCUACGACGGCAACGCCUCCCAUCGCUACGAAUGUUCAAAAGCCGGUAGCGAAGGUGCCACCCUUCGACGCAUCACCAUUGCAGGCGACAGCUACUGACAAGAGCUCCCCGACCCCUCGUCCUGCCGGGCCGCCCGCAGUGUCGUACUCGGAGAAGACGUCGGUGAACGCCACGGCAGGCGCGGCGCGUGCGGCCGCGGCCCCGGAGCCCCGCGAGCAGCGCGAGCCCCGGGAGCCCCGUGACUCUCGUGAGCUACGGGAACCCCGCGAGGCCCCCGCGGCUAAGGAGCCGAGCCCCACUCAACCACAACAGCCAUCGCCCUUCAGUGAUGACCCUAACUCUUACAGGAUGGGAGAAUUCCUGUCUAAAUACCAGCUAGACAACCGGCCAGUAUCCCUGUUGCCCCGAGGUCUCACCAACCGUUCCAACUACUGCUACGUAAAUGCGAUCCUGCAAGCACUGAUUGCCUGUCCGCCGUUCUACAAUAUGCUGAAGGCGCUGCCCUACCAGACUCGCCGCGGAAAGUCCAGCACACCUGUCAUCGACUCCUUAGUGGAGUUGUGCUAUGAGUUCAGUCCGCUGGCGCCGGGUAGUACGCGCGGCGGUCGGGGCGCAGGUUCGGGCUCCGCCCCUGCCGUGCCGGCCGGGCCCCCGCUGGAGGGCGGCGCCGGACAGCGGGUGCUGCGGGCGCUGCGCCCCUUCCCCGGCUCACAGGAGGGCAGGCAAGAAGAUGCCGAAGAGUUCCUAGGUUGCUUGCUAAAUUCACUCAAUGAUGAAAUGCUUGAGCUGAUAAAGCUCGUAGAGCCAGAAGAGCCGCGGGCCGCCGGCGCCGGGCCCCCGGGCCCCGCGGCGGGCGGCGAGGCGGACGACGACGAGUGGAAGGUGAUGGGCCCACGCAACCGUGGCGCCGUGGAGCGGCGCUGGGCGGCGCGCCGCACGCCCGUGGCCGACAUCUUCCGCGGCCGGACCCGGCUCCGUCUGCACCGCGCCGCGCACCAUGACGUCACCGACGCCGUGCAGCCUUUCUUCACCCUCCAACUCGACAUCGAGCGUGCAAACAGCGUGAAAGAUGCCUUGGAACUAUUAGCUGGCAAGGACACGCUGGAAGGUGUGAGUGAUGCCUGGCAACAAUUGUCUCUGGAACAACUCCCUGUGGUCCUUCUCCUGCACCUCAAGUGUUUCCAACUGGAUGCAGAUGGCCACACAGCCAAGAUUGUCAAGAACAUUGACUUCCCUAUUGAUUUGAAAAUUGAUCCAAAAAUAAUGUCUUCUAAGUUAAAGUAUACAUCGAAGCAACGAAUCUACAAGUUGUUUGCUGUCGUGUACCACGAGGGCGUGGAGGCGGUGAAAGGACAUUACCUCACCGACACAUUCCACGGACAAGUGGGAUGGAUCAGGUACGACGACUCCACGGUGACGCAGGUGAGCGACGCGGCCGUGCUGAAGCCCAAGCCGCCGCGCAUGCCCUACCUGCUCAUGUACCGGCGCCACGACACGCUGCCCGCGCGGCCCGCCGCCGCCGCGCCCGCGCAGUGAGAGCGGGGCGCGCCCCGCCGCGCGCUCAGCCUGCACUUCCUGGUCAGCGCCGUGCCCUGCGCGCGCGCCGCGGCCGCCGGGGGCGCCUGCGUGGCCGCCGCGCCCCCGCUGCGCCGCGUACUAGUGCGGCGCGCGGGGGCGCGCCAUCUGCAGGCGCUGAUCGGCCUGCUGCCGGCGCCCGCGGGGGGCGCGUGGCCCGGCCUCGGGGGCGCCGGGGGCGCGGCGCUGCACGUGUACCUGUGUCCCGUGCACUUCUCCCGGUGGAUGCUGGCCGCCUGCCGCGUUCCCGGCGUUUGACUAGAUCUGACUAAUCAUUUUUGUCGUUAAAAGUACAAAAUCGUGGUUUCGUCGACGACUCUGGCCCGGUAGCGGCGUCGUAAUAUUAGUCGAGCCUCCGAACCUGCAAUUGAACGAUUGUAUAAUAAUUUAAAAUAGAUUAUGAGCAUGAUUCGUGUAAAUAGUAUUUCGUGCGUCCGGUGAGAGGAGGCCGGUGACCCGGUGCCGGCACGUCUGCAGAAGUAUUUCUGGAUUCCGACCGACACUAUUUGUGCGAUACGAGAACGCCUCCUCUUUUCGUAGUGUCUAUGUAUUUGUAAUUUUUCUCUUCGACAAUAUGGAAUUGUGGUGUUUACAAAUUAUAAAAAAUGUAAAAAAACAUUGUAGGAUAACUAAAAUUCAUGAUACAUAUUAUUUCUAUUGAAUAUGGGGAUAAUAGAUACUAAAUUGAUAUAAUCAGCUGUUAGAUAGUACAAAGCCAUUUAUAGAUGUGAUAUUAGUCACAAGUAUAUCAGUAUGCCUAAUAUAAAUAUGUCGAUAUUUCUGUUGGUAUACAGUGGUAUAUUGCGACUGGCGAAAUGUACACGUAGAAACAAUAUGUACCGUGGAUUGUGUAAGUUAGUGUAGCAGUAAGCAAUAAAGUAAGGGUCGUGGAGUAUUAACGCUGGCAAUGUUAAUGGUAUCGGUGCUUUGACGGACUGACUACGGCAGUGAGUGAUAUGUGCCCUAUGAUUCUUGUGAUAAUGGAGUGCUUGAGGACGAUUACAGCAGAUUGUUAGUUGUAACUAUUGUAUAGAUAUUGUUAUAACAAUAUAAGUGUUAAUUAUAAAUAGAAUAUAUUAUUAUCUCGCCGUUGGUAUGUUGUGGGGAAUGUCUGUUUUUAAUAUUAUUCAAUUUCAUUGAGGUCUAUGUUUAAUCUUGAAAUUUUUGAAAUAAAAUAUGUUUGGUGGUCACUGCACACGCGUGGCUAAUAGUAUUACCCCCUGCGUCGACAGUGCCACACUAGUUUUGCCAUCAAACUAGCUGAUUAUUGUAUUAUUAUUUAAUCAACACAAACAUAGAGUGUGAGCAGACAGUGUGUGAGGUAGCACAAGUGCUACGAUUACGUUUGUGUCCACUAGUGUUAAAUAUCUGAAUUGAUUAUUGUAUAUGAAUGGAACUGCUUAGAGUUGACUAGCUAGUUUGAUAUUACAAUUUUAUAAAUAGCUAUGCUAUCCGUUUAUUAUUGUAAAUUAAUAAUGAACCAUUUUGAUCUCACUCAUAUUGUUGUUGUUUGGGAAUUAUUACGAGUUGGAAUGUAAAUUUCCUUAAAGUGAUGGAGGCAAUACAUCAUGCCUUAUUAGGUAUUUGAAAGCUAAUAUUACGAAAUUGACCAAAAAGUAUGGAUAUUAUUUGAAAUUGCUGCUAUUCUAGCUUUUCUACUUUAGUGUUAUGAGAAUCAUAAUAAAGAAGCCAACACUAUUUAGGCGUUAAAACGAUAUCUUAUAAUGCACUUCUGUUUUGUCCAAAUUAUAAUGAAGGAGUAUUUAAUCUUAUAAUUAGUCAAUUUAACUAUUACUAUGAAUAGAACGAAAUAGGUUUAGUUUUGUAUGAUAGUUUCUAAAACAGAGUUAUAUACUAACUUGCUAAGCUUUUUAUAUGUAUAACUUGGUUGUUGUUAAUUCGUUUAUUUUGGAUUGUGGGUAGGUAUUAGUGUAGUUAGCGGUUACUGAGAAGGAUAAUAAUAGCUCACGUGAUAGCGAGCGUCGGUGUAUCGUCGCACAGACAGCAUUGUGUGCGGGCCGGUCGUGGGAACCAAGCAACUCACUGAACAACUGCUAUUAUUUUAACAACUGCCACAAGUUUAAUAAAUACAUUAGUUCCUAUAAAUUUAUCCAAAACAUAGGAACUUUGACUGACAUUAUAACAAUUAAUAAAUUGAAUUCAAAUUACCCAGUAACAAUUGAACAUUACAAGUGGUACAAGUAAUAAUAAAUUUGACAUUAUAUAAUUUUAUGUAACAGAAAUAACUAGAAGUAAACAAUCACUUCUUUAAAAAAUGUGUGACAAAUUAUUUUUGUUCCAAUACAGUAUCUGUAAUAGAUAUCGAAGUUUGGCAGUUAACAGUGAACAUUUAUUAACAUGUUCAUUGAGCUGUUUGCACGACCGACCUCAGUCAUUACUUAUUAGAAAAACGUCACGAAUUUUAAAAUGAUAUUGAUGCAGCUGCUUGCAAUUGUACAUAAACUAUAACAUGAAAUGUUCCAUAAGAAUAAUACGAAUUUAUUCAUCUAUUUUCUAAUAUAAUUAUGAAAUGGCCACCUAGACGAGCCGCGUUAGGCCGCUGGCCUACGAACCCACAGCAUUUUUUUACUUGCACAAUUUAAUUUACUGACUAUUAGUUUUUAUAAAUCUGUUCCUCUCGUUUUAGCGAUAUUUAUUUAUCAAGUGUGAAGUAUUGCUGAUUUUACUGCUUGUUAUUGUGUUUGUAUGCUUCAGUUCCGUAGGUUUUGUUCAGUGAGGUGCGCAAACAAUGUUGACACAGAACAUGAACACUGGAAAGUUUACGUUGAUCGCGUCUUUGUAAAGAGUUCCUUUAUUGCAUUAGUUAAGCUCCUAGCGGGUUGAUACUUGUAACAUACUGAGUGGUUUAUCAAGUGAUUAAUGUAGACAUAUGAUAGAUAGGCCUUAACGUAAAACGGUACGUACUAGCGAUGUCCUGUGGAGUAUGUGGUGGAAUCUUUAUGCGUAAGACUGAGCGCAGGGUCCCCGAAUGUCUGUUAUUUAUGUUUUUUUAUUUUAUUUUGAUGUGAACACAAGCACACAUAGCUAGUAAGAUUUUAUAGUAACAAAACGCUGCCUUUUUAGUUAAGUGUCUGUGUUGCGUAUUUAUUGAAAUAUAUAACUAACUUAAAUCUAAAUGGAGUAAAAACUCAUAUGGUCGCAUCUUGAUUGAGCACAUAACCUAUCCAGGUUAAUUGCAUAAACAAUGAACAUGUUAGUACACUAAGAAUAGCGAGGCACGAUCAUGACGUACGUAGUGUAUGCGUAGCUAGCGGCGAGUCUAGUUACCGUUGUCUAGUUACUGGAGCACGUAGUUGGCUGUGACUAGUUGUUGGGUAGUGUGCCAAACACCAGUAGCCGACAUGUUUGACUUGUUUAUGUGAAACUUUAUAUCAGUCACCCAAAUCGCAAACUAUGUACAUCAUUACUACGGUAUACUAAUCAGUAUAGAUGAUAGAUGUAAAAUUAUUGCAUUGUGUAUAUUAGUUCCAAGUUUAAUCAAUUUGUAGAUGUUCCUGAUAAUAAUACAUAGUUCAUAAAUAUCAGAUCAAAAUAGUUGUGAGGGAUAUCGAAUUACUUUAUGACUAGUUUAAUUUAACAGCAGAGAGCAGCUUAUGUAAUAUAUUUUCGUUUUAAAACGAAAAUAGAAAAAAAUAUAAUAAAAAAUUAAAUAGCAACUAUGAAUAUUAGUGAACUGGAUUGAUAUGUACGAUAAAUGACGAUUACUAGAUUAUUUCAUCUAGAUAUUUGUGGUAAUAUAAAAUUUAAUAUUUUCUUAUAAAUUGUAAGAAUCUGUGUACAGUUUCCUCAGUAAUAAAUUGCUUCAAUAAAAAUAAUUACAGAGCUUAUUCUCGAUGUGGAAUAGUUUAGCGUCUUAUUACACAUGUUACAGUAUGAAUGUUAUGUAUAAUGAUCCGCUUGCUCUCUGUUCCUAUAGCACAAAUAUUUGGGAAUUGUCACCUUAUUGUAUCGAUAGUAUUUCGCGUUCUCAUCCAUAUGUAUGACCGUGCUAUUGUACAGAACAAACUAAUAUAAUUACGAAUUAUUUUUCAAGCAAAACCAAGUGAUAAUUGAAUAAAUGUCUAUUGUAAUCACAAAACUGUUUCAUUGAGAGCGCGAAUACUUUCCUAUUUGCAAAUAACAAGGCCUAGAAUUUACUAAGAUUAUAUCCUGUCACAUGUAUGCCGUCGUGAAUCCACUUAAUAUCAAAUUAUUGUAAAAUAGAUUAGGGUUAUAAUAGAUAGCAUUGGUGUAACAAGACUGGCAGGCCGGUUCAUAAUAUUUGCUUAGAAUAAAGAGUAUACUUCCAUGCAUGCAUUUGACGUCACACACACCAGUUGUUCCUGUUUUCCAAACUUUAAUUAUCUCAUAAAUAAGCUUAGGUGUUCUGUUUGUGCUAGUUCGGCCUGCCUCGCAUUAAAAAAAAGUGAUGGUAAUAUCGAGUAUUUGAUGUCCAUGUCUCUUGUGAUUCUAAAUUGUAUGAAAGCCAAAUAUUACGCCAUCGUAUAUAUUGUGAACAAGUGUUAUUUUGUUUCCAAUCUAGUCCCCAUCAGAUGUAUCUUUUGGUGCAAUUCAUAUAUUUAUCGAAUAUUAAUAACCUCGUUACCGAUGCUGUAAAUAAUAUAUCUUUGAACACAAGGCAAUAGUCUAAUUAAACGAAUAUACUUUACAAUGAACACUUUGGCGGUCUAUCUACUUAGAUGUAAACUUUAAAAAAAGAUGUAUGUAGUGAUGCUUAUCAUUAUUAUUUUUAUAUGAGAAGUUCAUUAUUUAAGUUACGUUUAAUUUUAGAAGUAAGAUCCAAGGCUGUAUUAAUUAGAAGGAGUGUUUUUCCCAAUCAAGCGAAGCUGAUUUAACAUUUCAUUAUCAAACUGAAUUAAUUAUUGUGUAAAAAUACUCCUGCUGGUCAUAAUAGAUACUGUUCACUUUAAAAAAGACAAAAAAAUGCCAACAUUUAAACAUCGUACAAUAUUUAUUAUGAUCAGCUUUCUAAGUUGUUAUGUGGAUAUGUGUGUAUGACUAAUUAUAAAAUAAUCCUUUAUUUUGGUAACAAAUUGGUGUUAUGAAAAAUUUUGUGAAUAAAAUAAGAUGUCAUUCUGAUCAAAA
This is a messenger RNA of Spodoptera frugiperda (fall armyworm), 8894 nucleotides long. RefSeq names its product ubiquitin carboxyl-terminal hydrolase 10 (gene Usp10). The transcript has 9 exons. Gene Ontology annotation, molecular function: cysteine-type deubiquitinase activity; cysteine-type endopeptidase activity. Bases 507 to 3749 code for a protein of 1080 amino acids. The record is from RefSeq and is a predicted model, not a curated record. Gene Ontology annotation, cellular component: cytosol; nucleus. Gene Ontology annotation, biological process: protein deubiquitination; DNA damage response, signal transduction by p53 class mediator; regulation of autophagy. Lineage: Eukaryota; Metazoa; Arthropoda; Insecta; Lepidoptera; Noctuidae.